This is a messenger RNA of Cavia porcellus (domestic guinea pig), 869 nucleotides long. RefSeq names its product small nuclear ribonucleoprotein polypeptide E (gene Snrpe). Lineage: Eukaryota; Metazoa; Chordata; Mammalia; Rodentia; Caviidae. Bases 99 to 446 code for a protein of 115 amino acids. Gene Ontology annotation, cellular component: U4 snRNP; U2 snRNP; U4/U6 x U5 tri-snRNP complex. Gene Ontology annotation, biological process: spliceosomal snRNP assembly; mRNA splicing, via spliceosome. Gene Ontology annotation, molecular function: RNA binding. The record is from RefSeq and is a predicted model, not a curated record. The transcript is spliced from 6 exons.
CUCUCGGCAGCCAUGCGUUUCCGCUCUCGGUUUGCCCGCUCCGGAAGUUGCCGUUAGAGCUAGCGUGGUGGGUGCUGUGGUCCUUGUCGGGUUCCGCCAUGGCGUACAGGGGCCAGGGCCAGAAAGUGCAGAAGGUGAUGGUGCAGCCCAUCAACCUCAUCUUCAGAUACUUGCAGAAUGUACUUCGGGGUGGCCUUGAACUCAAUAGAAAUCCUCCUGCAUCGGUCUCCCAAAUGCUGGGAUUACAGAGAUCCCGGAUUCAGGUGUGGCUAUACGAGCAAGUGAAUAUGCGGAUAGAGGGCUGUAUUAUUGGUUUUGAUGAGUACAUGAACCUUGUUUUAGAUGAUGCAGAAGAAAUUCAUUCUAAAACCAAGUCAAGAAAACAACUGGGUCGGAUCAUGCUGAAAGGAGAUAAUAUUACUCUGCUGCAGAGUGUCUCCAACUAGAAAUGAGCAGUGAAUUAAGACAGCAGUGAGAAGCAAUGGCAGGCAAUUAAGAUAAAUGUCCAUUACAGUGUGUACCCAUAUAAAAAAGGCAGCUGAUUAAGUGGUUUGCCUGGGGAGAAAUGUAAAAUGUUUGUUCAUAUUGUUUUGUCUACCCUUAUGUUUUUACUGGGGGCAAUAAAUGUAGGGUUGUUUUUAUUAAAAAAUGAUAUUGUUUCUUUCUGUUCAGUGUUAAAAACCUGCUACCUGCUACUUAUUGGCACUAUUAGUAUUGAUAUUUUAAAGUUUCUGAAGUUAGCAAUUGCCCUGGGCUUUUGCUUUUCUCAGGAUAUAAAGUAGAAAGCAGGAACUCUUGACUGGUAAGCUUCCAGGAUUGGGUGGCAAGAAAAGGCAGGCUUCACAAAAAUAAAGCUAUCCUGCUAAUUA